AUGGAGCGAGUUACUGCUCUCGGUAGCUGCGUAUCAGCAACACUCUGCCUUCUCCUCCUCAACGCAGCGAUUCGCCCAAGCAUUCAAAUGUCUGAUGAAGCCAAGAACAACAUUACAAUCUUCACUAGAAUCCUCGACAGUCUUCUGGAUGGAUAUGAUAACCGUCUGAGACCAGGGUUGGGAGAGCGCAUAACACAAGUCAAGACGGAUAUCUACGUAACGAGUUUCGGACCCGUCUCAGACACAGACAUGGAAUACACAAUAGACGUGUUUUUUCGUCAGAGCUGGGAAGACGAAAGGUUGAAAUUCAAAGGGCCCAUGACUAUUCUACGUUUAAAUAAUUUAAUGGCGAGUAGAAUAUGGACCCCGGAUACUUUCUUUCACAAUGGGAAAAAGUCAGUGGCACAUAACAUGACCAUGCCCAAUAAACUACUGAGGAUAACUGAAGAUGGAACACUUUUGUAUACAAUGAGGUUGACUGUCCGUGCUGAGUGUCCAAUGCAUUUGGAAGAUUUCCCAAUGGAUGCUCAUGCAUGUCCUUUAAAAUUUGGGAGUUAUGCAUACACAAUAUCAGAAGUUGUGUACACGUGGACACAUGGAGCAUCCCAGUCAGUAGUUGUGGCUGAAGAUGGUUCUCGUUUAAAUCAAUAUGACUUAAUGGGACAAAGUGUGGGAAAAGUCAUUAUUAAAUCCAGUACAGGUGAAUAUGUUGUAAUGACUGCUCACUUUCACUUGAAGAGAAAAAUCGGUUAUUUCGUAAUUCAGACUUACUUACCAUGUAUUAUGACAGUCAUUCUGUCACAAGUAUCAUUCUGGUUAAACAGGGAAUCUGUCCCUGCAAGAACAGUCUUUGGAGUCACAACAGUAUUGACAAUGACAACUUUAAGUAUCAGUGCCAGGAACUCACUCCCAAAAGUUGCAUAUGCAACCGCUAUGGAUUGGUUCAUUGCCGUUUGUUAUGCUUUUGUGUUUUCUGCACUUAUUGAAUUUGCCACAGUGAAUUACUUCACAAAGAGGAGCUGGGCAUGGGAUGGGAAAAGCUUAGUUCCUGAAAAGAAAAAGGAAAGAGAAAGAGAGGCACUUCUGAAGAAAAACAACACCUAUACAGCAACAUCAGCGAACUUUGCCCCAAAUAUUGCAAAGGAUGCAGGUCUGGCGACCAUUGCAAAGAGUGCCGGAGCAGAAUCCAAAGACCCCAAACCAGAACAGAAGCCUCCAGAGCCUAAGAAGACCUUCAACAGUGUCAGUAAAAUUGAUAGAUUAGCCAGAAUAGCAUUUCCAUUAAUGUUUGGGAUUUUCAACCUGGUUUAUUGGGCAACUUACUUGAAUAGAGAGCCAGUUAUCAAAGGAGAUGAUGAACAUAACUAG
Molecule: messenger RNA, 1368 nt
Organism: Hypanus sabinus (Atlantic stingray)
Lineage: Eukaryota; Metazoa; Chordata; Chondrichthyes; Myliobatiformes; Dasyatidae
Product: gamma-aminobutyric acid receptor subunit alpha-1-like
Exons: 9
Coding region: 1-1368 (455 amino acids)
Biological process (GO): regulation of postsynaptic membrane potential; chloride transport; signal transduction
Cellular component (GO): neuron projection; postsynapse; synapse
Molecular function (GO): GABA-gated chloride ion channel activity; GABA-A receptor activity; benzodiazepine receptor activity
Source: RefSeq, a predicted model, not a curated record